Messenger RNA from Tyto alba (common barn owl), 1705 nucleotides. RefSeq names its product reticulon 4 receptor like 2 (gene RTN4RL2). The transcript has 3 exons. Gene Ontology annotation, molecular function: protein binding. The record is from RefSeq and is a predicted model, not a curated record. Lineage: Eukaryota; Metazoa; Chordata; Aves; Strigiformes; Tytonidae. Gene Ontology annotation, cellular component: plasma membrane. Bases 231 to 1496 code for a protein of 421 amino acids.
GAUAAGGCGCGGCGCGGGGCAGGGCUCAGCCCCACCGGAGCCGCGGGCAGAGCCGUGCCGAGCCCGUGCCCACCCGUGCCCGCAGCCCACCCGUGCCAUGCCCCGGGGCGGCGGCGGCUGCUGCUGCUGCUGCUCCCGGCGGCGCGGCGGGGGUGAAGGGGGCGAGCAGCCCCCCCGGCACCGGCCAUGAGCCCCCGGGCAGCGGGCAGCGCCUGAGCGGCCGCCCCGCCAUGCGGCCCCCCACGGCUCGGGACCUGCCCCAAGGCGGGCGCCUGGCGGCCCUGCUGCUGGCGGCGUUGGCGUGGGUGCCCGGCGGGGCUCCCGCCUGCCCCGCGCUCUGUACCUGCUACGUCUCGCCGCCCACCGUCAGCUGCCAGGCCAACAACUUCUCCUCGGUGCCCGCGGGGCUCCCGCCCGGCGCCCGCCGCCUCUUCCUGCAGAACAACGUCAUCGGGGCGCUGCGGGCGGGCACCUUCGGGCCCAGCACCGUCACCCUCUGGCUCUACUCCAACAACAUCUCCUCCAUCCAGCCGGGCACCUUCCGCCACCUGCCCGCCCUGGAGGAGCUCGACCUGGGUGACAACCCCCACCUCCGCGUCCUGGCCCCCGACACCUUCCACGGGCUCCGGCGCCUGCAGGCCCUGCACCUCUACCGGUGCCAGCUGGCCAGUCUGCCCAGCACCAUCUUCCGCGGCCUCCACAGCCUCCAGUACCUCUACCUGCAGGAGAACGGGCUGCUCUACCUCCAGGACGACCUCUUUGCAGACCUGGCCAACCUGAGCCACCUCUUCCUUCACGGGAACCGGGUGCGGGUGCUGUCGGAGGGCGUCUUCCGAGGGCUGCCCAGCCUGGACCGCCUGCUGCUGCACGCCAACCGCCUGGUCGCCAUCCACCGCCGCGCCUUCCGGGGCCUGGCCCGCCUCACCAUCCUCUACCUGUUCAACAACAGCCUGGCCGCGCUGCCGGGGGACCCGCUGGCCGCCCUGCCCGCCCUCCAGUUCCUGCGCCUCAACGCCAACCCCUGGGCGUGCGACUGCCGCGCUCGCCCGCUCUGGGCCUGGUUCCGACGCACCCGCGUCUCCAGCUCCCCCGUGCCCUGCGCCAGCCCCCCGCACCGCCGCGGCACCGACCUGCGGCACCUCCGCCCCCGCGACUUCGACGCCUGCCCCGAGGAGGAGGAGGAGGAGGAGGAAGAGGAGAAGGAAGAUGGUGGUGGUGGUGGUGGAGGGGUGGCGGUGAUGGGCACCCCCGGGCGGGCGCUGGGUCGCCCCGGCACCCUCCCGGCCGCGCCGCCCUCCGCCUUCUACCGCGACGGGCUGCCCCCCCACGACCUGCGGGGACCCCAGCCCCGGCCGCCCCCUCCUUCCCGCGACUCCCGUGGCCCCCCCGGGGAUGCCCGCUGCCCCCAGGCACCCUGUGGCCCCAUGGCCGCCGCCGCCCCCCACCAGCCCCACGUCCUCCUGCCCCUCCUGGGUCUGCUCCUGCCCUGGCUCUGAGCACCCCCCCCGGCACCCCCAGGGGGUCCCAGCUCCUCAGGGUGCUUGUGCCCCCCUUCUCCCCAGGGGGGGCUCGUAGAACUGUGGGGGGGGCAGCCGGGGGAGGGGGUGCAGGAUGCAGGGGGUGCCCCCCCAUCCUGAGCAGGAAAACCCCCCAACAGGAACCAAAAGGUGGGAAAUUAUUUAUUAAAAAUGGUCUUAUUUUGGGA